Messenger RNA from Aspergillus clavatus NRRL 1, 1392 nucleotides. It is a transcript of the gene rtt106, whose product is annotated as putative negative regulator of DNA transposition (Rtt106). The transcript has 4 exons. NCBI's taxonomy places the organism in Eukaryota, Fungi, Ascomycota, Eurotiomycetes, Eurotiales, Aspergillaceae. The coding region runs from base 1 to 1392 and encodes 463 amino acids. The record is from RefSeq and is a predicted model, not a curated record. Gene Ontology annotation, molecular function: nucleosome binding; histone binding.
AUGGUCUUCGCUACCAUCAACCGAUCUGCCACAAAAACCGUCCCGGCCACCAUCCCUGCAAUCGAAGAAGCCUUCGCCGCCGAGCCCUCUUUGAAGAAACGAGUCUACGAUGCGAUAGAGAAUACCCCGCAAUAUGUACCGCUUUUUGAGGACAUCGCCCGAUAUACCUCCAGCCUGCUGGCCAGGCCGACCAACCCGCCUGCUCAGCCCGCAGAGGCAAGCGAAGGCCCUGCCGCGAAGAAACGAAAGCUCCAGAAUGGCACCGCUGCGGCGAAUGCCCAAUCGCCCGCUGACGUGAAGGCCGAGACGUCACUACAAUUCUAUAUGCAAGAUGUUUCGUUUGCUAUGCCGCAGCGGAAAAAGCUCACGCUCGAGAUAACCGCCGGGCGCGGUUUCCUUCGCGCGAGGAACCAGACAUCCAAGGAAGUGGAGUUUGGUGUCCCAAUGGAUAGGAUACGACAUGUCUUGUGUCUCCCUGUUCCGGAGAAAGCCCAACGACAAUUCAACUUUUGUGUCAUUCCACAAUACAGUGACGGUAUCAAUCCGCCUACGGAAGGCGAGGAAGUGUUUGAAUCGAUGGUAUGGACUAUCUCCGACGGGCCGGCUAAGGCUGCAUUUUCGGGGACCGGGCAGCAGAUUGGGAACAAAGAGGGAGAGACGGCUGAGAGCCUGGUGCGACGGAUAUUGAAUGAGAAUUUGUCGCAUAUAAAGGUGGUUCGUCCAGACGAGAGGGAGUUUGUCAGCGCUAUGCCGGAGGCGCAUCGAAAGGGAGAGAAGGCAUAUCACGUCAAGGCCUUCCGUGGCAGCAAGGAGGGCUACCUUUUCUUCCUGUCUACAGGAGUUUUCUUCGGCUUCAAGAAGCCUCUGGUAUUUUUCGCUUUCGAGAACAUUGUCUCGAUCUCAUACACAUCUGUGCUCCAGCGCACCUUCAAUCUCAACAUCGCCGUCAGAUCUCACAACGGCGCUGAGGAUGAGACACAGGAGUUCGAGCUAUCCAUGAUUGACCAGGCAGAUUAUGCCGGGAUCGAUGCAUACAUUAAGAAGCACGGUCUACAAGACGCGAGUCUCGCGGAAGCGCGACGCGCUAAGCGCUACAAUAUCAAUGGCGCGAAAGCGGAGGAAGAUACUACUAAUAAUGCGGAGGGCGCUGCUGCCGAGGAAGAAAGCGAGCUGCAGAAAGCGCAGCGGGAGCUCGAGGAUCAAGAGGAUGAGGAUGAAGAAGAUUAUGAUCCUGGUAGUGAUGGCGAGAGCGAAGGUAGUGGUUCGAGCAGCGAAGACGACGACGAGGACGACGAGGACGAUGAAGAGGACGACGACAACGAAGGAGAUGAAGAUCUUGUGGCAGCUGAGCUUGGAAGUGAGGCUGAAGACGUGCCACAGGACGAACUGUGA